AUGAUGGGCAAGGAGUACCAAGCUCGGACAAUGACAAUGGCGGAUAUCAAGGCUUCAAUUCCGUCUAGACCUGUCAUAGGCCAUGCGAUUGGUACGAGCGACGGCUCCGGUUUAGGCUGGAUCCAGCCAGGCGAUCCCCGCUCGGAGCUCGUUCUCGCUCUUAUCAAAGAGGAGAAAGGGAAUAGUCUGCUUUUCCAUGGGAUACCAGACCAUGACGACCUCAUGGCAUGCCCGGAUGCAACUCAAGCCGCAUCAAUUAGCCCGCUUGCUCAACUUCAGGCGGGAAACUAUCACAUACCGACAUUCCUAAUCAUCGGCGACCAGGACGAGAUUGUGCCUUUCAAUUCCGCCGUACGCUUUGCAGAUGCGUUGCAGGAAUCUGGAGUCAAAAGUGGAUUCCUCCCAGUGCUAGGCGCUAGGCAUGUCCAUGAUGUUGGGGUGACACCUGGGACAAAGGCAUGGGAGCUUGGGGUGGGUCCCGGAUACGAGUUUCUAAUUCAACAGCUAGAGGCAUGUUGA
This is a messenger RNA of Penicillium argentinense, 519 nucleotides long. Its product is annotated as alpha/beta hydrolase family protein. Gene Ontology annotation, biological process: proteolysis. The coding region runs from base 1 to 519 and encodes 172 amino acids. The transcript has 2 exons. Lineage: Eukaryota; Fungi; Ascomycota; Eurotiomycetes; Eurotiales; Aspergillaceae. Gene Ontology annotation, molecular function: serine-type peptidase activity. The record is from RefSeq and is a predicted model, not a curated record.